AUGGCAUUUACUCUACGGACACAGCUGCAGUCAGAGAGUCAACAUCCUGCGGCAGUGAGACGUCAUACUGCGGCAGUCAGAGUCAACAUACUGCGGCAGUCAGUGUCAACAUCCUGCGGCAGUCAGAGUCAACAUACUGCAGCAGUCAGAGUCAACAUACUGCGGCAGUCGAGUCACUGGCGGCAGUCGGUCAACAUCCUGCGGCAGUCAGAGUCAACAUACUGCGGCAGUCAGAGUCAACAUACUGCGGCAGUCAGAGUCAACAUACUGCGGCAGUCAGUGUCAACAUCCUGCGGCAGUCAGAGUCAACAUACUGCGGCAGUCAGUGUCAACAUCCUGUGGCAGUCAGGAGUCAACAUACUGCGGCAGUCAGUGUCAACAUCCUGCGGCAGUCAGAGUCAACAUCCUGCGGCAGUCAGAGUCAACAUACAGCGGCAGUCAGUGUCAACAUCCUGCGGCAGUGAGUGUCGACAUCCUGCGGCAGUCAGAGUCAACAAUCCUGCGGCAGUCAGAGUCAACAUACUGCGGCAGUCAGAGUCAACAUCCUGCGGCAGUCAGAGUCAACAUCCUGCGGCAGUCAGAGUCAACAUCCUGUGGAGCCAGAGCUACUGCGGCAGUCAGAGUCAACAUACUGAGGCGUCAGUGUCAACAUCCUGCGGCAGUCAGAGUCAACAUCCUGUGGCAGUCAGAGUCAACAUACUGCGGCAGUCAGAGUCAACAUACUGCGCGCAGUCAGUGUCAACAUACUGCGGCAGUCAGUGUCAACAUCCUGCGGCAGUCAGAGUCAACAUCUUGCAGUCAGAGUCAACAUACUGCGGCAGUCAGUGUCAACAUACUGCGGCAGUCAGAGUCAACAUACUGCGGCAGUCAGAGUCAACAUACUGCGGCAGUCGUGUCAACAUCUGCGGCAGUCAGAGUCAACAUGCUGCGGCAGUCGUGUCAACAUACUGCGGCAGUCGGUGUCAACAUCCUGCGGCAGUCAGAGUCAACAUACUGCGGCAGUCAGUGUCAACAUACUGCGGCAGUCAGUGUCAUCCUGCGGCAGUCAGAGUCAACAUACUGCGGCAGUCAGGUGUCAACAUACUGCGGCAGUCAGUGUCAACAUCCUGCGGCAGUCAGAGUCAACAUCUUGCAGCAGUCGGAGUCAACAUACUGCGGCAGUCGGUCGCACUACUUGCAGUCAGAGUCAACAUACUGCGGCAGUCAGAGUCAACAUACUGCGGCAGUCAGUGUCAACAUCCUGCGGCAGUCAGAGUCAACAUACUGCGGCAGUGCACAACAUACUGCGGCAGUCGAGUCAACAUACUGCGCAGUCAGAGUCAACAUACUGCGGCAGUCUGUGUCAACAUCCUGCGGCAGUCAGUGUCAACACAUUGCGGCAGUCGGUACAACAUCCUGCGGCAGUCAGAGUCAACAUGCUGCGGCAGUCAGAGUCAACAUCUUGCAGCAGUCGAGUCAACAUACUGCGGCAGUCAGAGUCAACAUACUGCGGCAGUCGGUCAACAUUGCGGCAGUCAGUGUCAAAUCCUGCGGCAGUCGUGUCAACAUCCCGGCAGUCAGAGUCAACAUACUGCGGCAGUCGAGUCAACAUCUUGCGCAGUCAGAGUCAACAUACUGCGGCAGAGUCAGGUCAACAUACUGCGGCAGUCAGUGUCAACAUCCUGCGGCAGUCAGUGUCAGCAACAUACUGCGGCAGUCAGAGUCAACAUACUGCGGCAGUCAGUGUCAACAUCCUGCGGCAGUCAGUGUCAACAUCCUGCGGCAGUCGUGUCAACAUCCUGCGGCAGUCAGAGUCAACAUACUGCGGCAGGUCAGAGUCAACAUCCUGCGGCAGUCAGUGUCAACAUUCCUGCGGCAGUCGAGUCAACAUCCUGCGGCAGUCGUGUCAACAUCCUGCGGCAGUCAGUGUCAACAUACUGCGGCAGUCAGAGUCAACAUCCUGCGGCAGCGUCAACAUACUGCGGCAGUCAGUGUCAACAUACUGCGGCAGUCAGAGUCAACAUCCUGCGGCAGUCAGAGUCAACAUACUGA
Molecule: messenger RNA, 2031 nt
Organism: Homarus americanus (American lobster)
Lineage: Eukaryota; Metazoa; Arthropoda; Malacostraca; Decapoda; Nephropidae
Product: Kruppel-like factor 18
Exons: 1
Coding region: 1-2031 (676 amino acids)
Source: RefSeq, a predicted model, not a curated record